Messenger RNA from Notolabrus celidotus (New Zealand spotty), 910 nucleotides. RefSeq lists its product as uncharacterized. The coding region runs from base 80 to 910 and encodes 276 amino acids. The transcript has 2 exons. NCBI's taxonomy places the organism in Eukaryota, Metazoa, Chordata, Actinopteri, Labriformes, Labridae. The record is from RefSeq and is a predicted model, not a curated record.
GUCAGAAUCGAGGCAUAAACUGAGACAUUACAGCUCCUCUCUUCUCAGACUUCACAGGAAAGCAAGACAGGAGUAAAAGAUGAACGAGUCUGGAGUCUUUGAUGCUACAGGCAGCUUCAGCAUGGGGAGCAGCCGCCUCGCAGGGGACAGACUCUACGUCAUUAAUGAAGCAGCCCUUGGUCUUCUUCUGACCGGCCUGUGCGUGGGGAUCCUUUAUUUACUUGACUUCAUGAUAGCUGUGUGCCGCAAAAAAAUCCACACUCAACACCUCACAGUGUUCAUGGUGUCGUUCACCUUCACCUCUGUCCUCCAGAUGCUGUCCACAUCUGUGGUGGCGAUGAGAUUUCUGGGUAUCUACUGUUAUCUGAAACACUGUGAUUAUCUGCUGGUUGUGUGGUUAGCGUCCCGACAAUUAGGAGUGCUUCUCCACCUGCUGGUGGGGCUUGAGUUCUUGCUGAUCCGUAGCAAGUCUCGCUUCGGCUCCAGACUUCUGCGAACGCACUGGACCCUGCCUGUCGUCCUCACGCUGAGUCUCAUAAGCUUACUUUUCACUGGGGUCCUCCAAGCUUCUGUGUUUCUGGGUGCAGUUGCUAUAACUCUGACUUGUCUUGUAUCAAUUCUAGCCUGCCUCUUCUUUAAAAGCAUGAAAAAAUACUGUAUAAUAGUUGCUUGCUUAGCCUUCGCCACGUUGGGAACCUACUGUCCCAGUUUUGUGUUUGAGUGCAUGGCCAUUAGCGGUCUGUCUGUUUCUGUAUACGUGUAUGAAAUCUUUAUGUGUUUGACAAACAUGCGUCUGCUGAUGGGUGGAUUUUUAUGCUGGGUGAUCUUCAGGACAACUCCUGAAGUAGCUCCACAGCGGCUGGAGGCAGGGCAGGUGAACCUUGAUCCUCUCAGCCAGGUCCCAGUCUGA